AUGCAGGGGGGGAGCCCACGGCACCCGGGCCUUCAGCAGCGGCAACGCGUGGCACCGGCCAGCGGCCGGGCUGUCCCGAACCCCGUGGCCCGGCUGCCCCGAAACCCGCGCCCCGCCACCAGCGCAGCGACGCCCCUGCCCCGGGGGCUGCGGGCAGAGACCCGCGCAGCGGCGGCGGGACGCCCCUCCGCGCCUGGGCGGGCCGGUCCCGGCGGUCCCACUCCCCACCGGGCUGCGGGACCGCAGCUCCGCACCGGCGUUGGCGCAGAGCAGCGCCAGCCCGGGGCCUCCCCGCGGCCCCCACGCCGCGCCCGCCCGACCCCCGCCCGCCACGCACCUGCCUUACGGCCCACCGGUUCCGCUGCCGCCAAGAGCCGGCGCGGCGCGACACUGCCGUACGCCGGGCGGGCGGGGCCGUGUUCGGCGCGGCCCGCGGUGGGGCUGUCCCGGUGCCCCCGGCGGGGCUGUCGCGGUAACGCCGGCGGGGCUGUCCCGAUAACCCCGGCCUCCGCUGGCCUCCGCUGGCGCCUGCCCGGGUCUCCGUGCUCCGCCGAGCCGGCGCCGCGCUCAGGCCUACGUCGGCUACAGGCCGCGCCUCCGCAGCGUUCUCUGUGCCGACAAACGCGUCUCGCCGAGCUGCCGCGGCUGCUGAGCCCGGCCGCCCGCCCCAGUUAUGCCCGGCGUGGAAUAGGAAUAUGCCGUGGGGGCAGCGCCCAGCAGUAUUUCACAGAAUCAAUUAUGUUGAUAAAGACGUAA
This is a messenger RNA of Agelaius phoeniceus (red-winged blackbird), 756 nucleotides long. Lineage: Eukaryota; Metazoa; Chordata; Aves; Passeriformes; Icteridae. The record is from RefSeq and is a predicted model, not a curated record.